AUGAACAUCAAUAGAAUUGCCGCGUUAAUAUGCCACCCUUCGUUAUUUAAGAAAUCGAAGGCCGAAUCGUCGGUAAAUGAAAAGAUGAUAUUAACAGAUCAAUCGGAUACUUCGGAACUGGAUAAUAUCCUACCCACAAAACAAGAGUUGAAUCGACGACGAAGACAUUACGGUAUGUGCCUACGCUGUGGCGCUACACUCACCGACAAAGCAUG
Molecule: messenger RNA, 215 nt
Organism: Acaulospora morrowiae
Lineage: Eukaryota; Fungi; Glomeromycota; Glomeromycetes; Diversisporales; Acaulosporaceae
Source: the annotation of a GenBank genome assembly